Messenger RNA from Mycetomoellerius zeteki, 1472 nucleotides. RefSeq lists its product as uncharacterized. NCBI's taxonomy places the organism in Eukaryota, Metazoa, Arthropoda, Insecta, Hymenoptera, Formicidae. The record is from RefSeq and is a predicted model, not a curated record. The transcript is spliced from 3 exons. Bases 605 to 1039 code for a protein of 144 amino acids.
CAGUCUAUGUAUAAAGUUCCGAAGACGCGUAUAUAACUCGGUCACUGAAAAAGAGAGCGAGAGAGAGAGAGAGAGAGAGAGAGAGAGAGAGAGAGAGAGCGCGUGGACAAGCUCGUACGUGCAGUAUCCUGAAUUGAAACCGAAACGGUAUUCUCAUCUCCAGUGGAAAAAGACUAAAAAGAGCAUCCUCCGACGCGUUUCGUUUCCCUGAUCUGAUCUCUUUGAUCUGGGGUUUAACAUCGUCGAAUCACUCGCUGCGUUCGUCACGUUAACAUCCCCGCGAAACUUGUCUGCAGUUUCUCGGAGGAAACAUACGUGUCCGUUUCAUUUCGCGCCGCUUGCGAUCACGCUGCUGCUCACAGUGUGCACGCUCACGUAUUGAACGCGCGCGUGUUUCGCCACGUGCAAUUAUUAAUUUCAACUGAUUUCGACAUCGACGCGUGCACGAGGAUCGAAGACGAGCACGGACAAGUCCACGCCAAGAUACUGCAGGCGGUAAUAUAGUAUAACUAUAUAUAAAUUCGAGAGGCGCAAGUUUGCGAUCAUCUCCGAGAUCGAGUCGACUCUUCUCGUCGUUGCCUACGUACCACUACGUUACGUACAAAUGGAAAUGCAGUCGAAUCCGCGCGCGAAAGCCAGUUAUCACAAUAACAUGAGAAUAUUCCUUGUCUUCACCCUCGCCGUUACAUUGUGCUACCCAGCUCUCAUCGAUACGGCGGUGGUCCGUUCCGAGAAACAGUUGCAGCGGGUACUGUUACGAGACUUUACAAACGUCAGGAUUCCACGAGCUACAGAAGAUAGCGAUGAGGAAAACGCACCGAGACGAAUUUGUCAUAAUGCACCCUGUGGAUGGGCGGUCUACAAUCCGUAUACGCGUAACAUUGAGUAUUUCAUGAGAAACACUUGUGAAUGCCCGGAUGAAAGUUACAAGUGCGUGCGCGUUGGAGACGAUCUCUCCGCGAGUGCUUACGUCUACCGUUGCCGCCAAAAUACGACAGCGGAGGACAUCGAGUCUCCCUCUCCCGAUGACACUCUCUGAGACGAGGUCGGCAUUCUCUCGUCAUCGGUAUCUACUUGUACUACGUGUCAUCGUGUCACACCAAAUCUGCAGUUACCGCCAUCGUCGUCGUGAUCGUCUUCACGAUUCGUCACGACUCCAGCUCUUCGAGUUUCGAUAACAUCUUUGAUACACCGUACAUUUUGAAUGAAAGUGAUCACCGUUUUAUUACAAAGAAGAUUGUGAUCGAACGAUUGUUACUCGCGACCGUGCUAAAGUGAUCCUUAUUAUAUGUUUUGUCAGAAAGUUGGAAUUAUUACAUUACAGGUAUAAACGUACGGCACACUACUAUCAGGCGCGACAGCCUGGCCAUGCGAUAGUGCAGAAUACCCUUCUAAUUGUCCGAGUUGUUGGAUUAACAAUUUUACAAUUAGGAAUAAAUUUUUCAUACGAUACGUGUGCGCGCGCACAUACA